GGCCCUACCUCAGGACGAUCCCGCCGGCGGAGGCUGCGGGGCAGGCGGCGCGGACCGUGCCGGGCGGAGCGGCCGAGCAGUCCGACGGCGAGGCGGCUACCGCAGUGCCCUCCGCCCCAUUGUUUCCCUUCCAGAGAGGAUCCCGGCGAAGCCGAGCCCGGGAACCAAGAAGUUCCCCGGCGCGACACCUCCUGCCGCCGCUAAGGAAACGGCCCCCGCCUCCCAGGGCGGCUCGCCCGGGACCCCGCCUCCGCGCCGCCGGCCCCGCCCGCCUCACCGGCCGCCGCCAACCGUCGCCGCGGCCGCCGCGGCCGCCGCCAUCUUGGCGCGGCCCGGGCAGCCUCUUCCCGGCGGCACGUGCGCGCCGCUCCCGCGCUCCCGCCGUGCGCGCCCCCGCCCGCCGCGGGAUCGCGCGUCUGGGAGCGCAGGUGGAGCCCCCUGACCCUUGUCGGGGCUGGGGAGAGAAAGCGCGCCGGGUUUCUGGCCUCCGCGAGUCGGAUCGACCUGGGGCGGCCGGCCACCGGGGCGGGAGGAAGGGUGAUGAAAGCCAGACCCAGUCAUGCUUCCCAGCUGGCCUGGAGACCGUGCACUGGGUGUUCAGUUCUCCCUUGGCUCGGCGGGUUUAG
Dipodomys ordii (Ord's kangaroo rat) is the source of this 626-nucleotide messenger RNA. RefSeq lists its product as uncharacterized. The record is from RefSeq and is a predicted model, not a curated record. Lineage: Eukaryota; Metazoa; Chordata; Mammalia; Rodentia; Heteromyidae. The transcript has a single exon. The annotation marks the transcript as partial.